Messenger RNA from Erythranthe guttata (spotted monkey flower), 1716 nucleotides. RefSeq names its product Galactosyltransferase family protein. The record is from RefSeq and is a predicted model, not a curated record. Gene Ontology annotation, molecular function: galactosyltransferase activity. Lineage: Eukaryota; Viridiplantae; Streptophyta; Magnoliopsida; Lamiales; Phrymaceae. Gene Ontology annotation, cellular component: Golgi membrane.
AAAAAAGCCAGUUCUAAAGCUUACCUGUCAUCGUCUUCAUAAAUUAAUCUAUAUUUUAUUCUCUCUUGUCACCUUCUUCAGCCUACAACCCCGUUACGAGUAAUUAAAUUAAAACACUCCUUCGGGAAUUUCCUAAAUUUUCCGUUUCGUUAACAAUUUUUGGGUGCUGAAUUUCAUAUACAUACGCUCAACUGAAAUCUCUCUCCACUGUUUUACAUUUUGUAUAUUUGUUUUAAUUUUUUGAAUCGAGACUUCAAAUCGACGGCGAAGUGAUUACUGAUGUGUUGGUGAUCACUGUUUUUGGGAAUUCGUAUAUUUAUUCUUCGGAUCAGCUGAAUUUGACGCGGUAUUCGAAUCGGAUGGGAAUUUAGGUAGUGAAAAUUAGAAAGGUAAAGCAAAAUGCAGAGCAAGGGAUCGAGUACCCGAUUCACAGGAAUGGGGAUUCGUUCCCGAAUGUCAACGCUCCUUCUGUCCAUGUUCGCAGCUUUUGCUUCCUUAUACGUUGCAGGACGAUUGUGGCAGGACGCAGAGAACAGGGUUUACUUAGCAAAAGAGCUUGACAGAAUAACUGGUCAGGAAAAAUUUGUAAUGUCAGUUGAUGAUUCAUGGAAAAUCCUUGAGUGCCGGGAACGGCAGAAAACAUUAUCAGGCCUGGAGAUGGAACUUGCUGCUGCCAGACAGGAGGGCUUUGUUUCAAAGCAUUUAUCUGAGACUAAUAGAACACCUAAGAAGAGGCCACUCGUAGUGAUUGGAAUACUUACAGGAUUUGCUCGUAAAAGCAACAGAGAUGCUAUACGGAAGGCAUGGAUGGGCACUGGUGUAACUUUGAAAAGGAUGGAGGAACAGAAGGGCGUCAUUAUUCGCUUUGUAAUCGGCAGAAGUUCCAAUCGAGGAGACAGCUUGGACAGGAGCAUUGAUAGUGAAAACAAACAAAAUAACGAUAUUUUUAUUCUUGAAAAACAUGUAGAGGCACCUGAGGAACUACCAAACAAGACAAAAUUAUUCUUUGCUCAUGCUUCAGAAAACUGGGAUGCUGACUACUACGCGAAAAUCAAUGAUGAUGUCUAUGUAAAUAUUGAUGCCUUCAGAAAUACACUUGCUGCUCAUUUGGACAAGCCUCGUGUUUAUAUCGGGUGCAUGAAAUCUGGAGAGGUUUUCUCCGAAGAGGGCCAAAGAUGGUAUGAACCAGAUUGGUGGAAAUUCGGGGAUGGGAAAAAUAGUUACUUCCGCCAUGCUUCAGGUGAGAUGUUUGUGGUAUCACAGGCUUUGGCUAAGUUCAUAUCAAUCAACAGAUCUAUUCUUCGUGCUUAUGCGCAUGAUGAUGUCAGCGUUGGGUCAUGGUUCAUUGGCGUGGAUGCUAAGCAUAUCGAUGAGAGGAAAUUUUGCUGCUCGUCGUGGUCCUCAGGAGCUAUAUGUUCAGGUGUAUGAUCUUGUUAUCGAAGAUUAUUAGGCACAACAAGAGUUUCUUCAAUUCUUUGCAGCGACACUGACCAAUUAUACUUGCACAGUUCACAUACUAUGGCGAUUUUUUUUUAUAAUUCCGGGCGCAGUCAUUUACCAUACAAAAACACCGAGAAGAAUUAGAAUUCUCUUACUAGGAGUUUUAGUCAUUAGGAACCACAUAGUUGUGACUAGACUGGUGAAUGUUAUGUUUGCACAUCUCACUUAGUUUCUAAGGCUUAUGCCCCUAUUUUUAUUAUUUUUAAUUUCUAUUUU